Messenger RNA from Acanthocheilonema viteae, 1572 nucleotides. Lineage: Eukaryota; Metazoa; Nematoda; Chromadorea; Rhabditida; Onchocercidae. The record is from the annotation of a GenBank genome assembly.
AUGUCGAGUUCAGUCAAAAACUCCAAUUCGGUACGCCGACGUUCAAAAAGUCCUGGCCAAAUGCUUCAAAAACCUAUCCGUAAAUUAUCAGAUGAAGAAUUACGGGCUAAUUUAAUUGCACUUGGCGCAAAGGUGGGACCAGUAACUGCUACAACUCGUAACAUCUAUGAAAAACAGCUCCAGAAAAGACUCCAAUUGAACAAGUCUUCAGGAAUUCUCAAUAACUCAUCGAAUGAUCUCCUAACUGUUUGCGAUCGACCAAAAUGUCCGACACCACCUCGUCCGACCAUGGUUCCUCGAUCUUCACUUUCUACUUCCUCCUAUUCUUGUACACCAACAUCUACGAAGCGCUACAAUGAUAUUUUGGAAAGAACGCCUUUAACUUCAUAUUACCGAAGGGCACGGCGUCGGUUGGAUUUCAGAGAUAAUCAAGAACAGUUGAAUAUUUUAAAAAUGUCUGGAGACAGUGACAGUGAUGAUGAUCAUAUGGAAAGUUCACGCAUAGUUACUGCGAACCCAACUGUAAUGCCUGGCACACAGAAACCAUCCUCAACACUCUCAACACUGAACAAGUAUCUCAAGAGGUGGACAUCGUUCAUCUGUCCACGCAAGUAUUCCCGAAAGUCACCUUCCCAAUCAUUGCAUGAGAGAUAUCCAUAUUCCUUUCGGCAAGCUGCACCAACACGUAACACUAUAAUGGGCUUUGACAUAUCACGAAUACUAUUAUUCUUUCUUAUGUCUCUGAUUGGUUUUUUGCUUAUUGCUUAUCUGGCAACUGCAAAUUCGGGUGCUUUGAUUCACGGCGGUCGUAUUGCUUAUAUUGCUGCAAAGGAUACGGUGUUUUUCUUAUAUACGUAUGCGAUUCUCCCGUUACUUACAGUGGUUGUAGUAUGUGGAGUGAUGGUUGGUAUUUAUAUGUUGCAACGUUAUCAGACAAGAAAGAAAGCCGAAGAUAAACGACUUAUCUUUGAUCUCAUUGAGAAAAUUACUGAUAUUAUUCGCGAUGCAAACGAACAGGGUCAAAUUUAUGUUGCCGAGCCUCAUGUGCGAGAUAUGCUUCUUCCACCAUCUAAGAGAAUGCGUAAUAGUCCGGAGUUGCGCCGAUGGCAAGAAGCGGUUGCAUUUAUCAAUUUGAAUGAAUCACGUGUGAGCACGGAAACUAGAAUUAUCAAUGGUGUGGAAUGCUCUGUAUGGCGAUGGAUACCUGCAAAAAAGAAUGGUUGGCAGGGUAGUGCGUUUGAUGGAAGUAUGCGACGUAGUAUGCUAGACCAGGCGCCAUCACACUGUCUGAAGCUGCGCGGAAUGUUUUCUUCAGCGAAGAAUUAUGAAGCAAAAUAUAUAGAUUUGAAGCAAGCUUUGCUACAGAAAAUAGCUCCAGUUCAGCCGUUACACGUUUAUAUGGAAAGUGAUUCUAAGGAGGGAGUAAUGUUUGCUCGUUUCGCGUCAUUAACCGAUUGCAGUUCUGCUUUUAAAUCAUUACACGGAACCUGGUUCAACGGUCAAUUGGUGUGGGCGAAGUUUCUCCGUGACGAACGCUACGAGCAGCGAUUUCCUAAUGCAUUACGCCAAUGA